This is a messenger RNA of Chelonia mydas (Green sea turtle), 6637 nucleotides long. RefSeq names its product protein CLN8. The record is from RefSeq and is a predicted model, not a curated record. NCBI's taxonomy places the organism in Eukaryota, Metazoa, Chordata, Testudines, Cheloniidae. The coding region runs from base 404 to 1270 and encodes 288 amino acids. The transcript has 4 exons. Gene Ontology annotation, biological process: lipid homeostasis. Gene Ontology annotation, cellular component: endoplasmic reticulum; membrane.
GGAGAGCUGGGGCUUAAGGCUGCUUCACUUCCUUUCCAGCUGCCUCUGCGAAGGCAGAAGCAGAAGCAGCAGCCGCCCAGACUUCACUGUUAUGCAGUCGGCUGAUCGCUGUGUGUUGAGCGCAUGACAGGAAAGCACAGAGGCCGCGGGGAGAAAGCUCACAGCCCGCAGGAGGCCUGCGUGCUGCUGAAGCAGACCAGCCAUUCUUCCCAUGGUCAUAUUUGACAGGAUGUGCUGUGUCCAGUGGUGGUGGACUGCUGACUCCACUCUGAUGCAUCAGCAAAAUGAACUGAUGGGUACCUGCUGUAUGUAAUGGCACAGGCUCAGCAGCCUUAAAAUAGACCAACCUGUGAAUAAGGUGCUUCAGACUCCCUCCUGAUAUUUCGAAGUAUAGAAGAAAGAAAUGAAUCUUGCAAAUGAUGGUGCGAUGUCCAGAGCCAUAUUUGACUGGGACUAUGUUCUGUGGGAAGUUCGUUUGACAUUAAUAGCAGCUGGUUUUUUCAUCUACCUGGGAGUAUUUCUUCUAGCUCACUGGCUGUCCUCAUGGAUCAGUGCCACUUAUUGUGUUUUGUCAGCAAAGGAGAAGGUCUUCUGGAAUAUGACUAUCACACGUGGCGUGUUUGGAGUUCAGAGUUGCGUAGCUGGGUUGUGGGCCAUGCUUGUAGAUCCAGUUUUUCAAGCUGACAAAGUGUAUUCACAGCAAAAGUGGAGCUGGUUUAAUUGCUUAAUAGCCUCUGGCUUCUUUUUGCUUGAAAAUGUAGGCGUUCAUCUGAAUAAUAUUGUUUUCAAAACGUUUGAUGGGUUCUUGGUAGUUCAUCAUUUACUGGCCCUUGGUGGCUUUCUUGGGCUGAUAACAAACAUAAAAUCUGGACACUAUCUACCACUGAUUGGACUGCUACUUGAGAUGAGCACUCCUUCAACCUGCUUCUCCUGGGUACUUUUAAAGAUUGGCUGGUCUAAUACCCUUUUUUGGAAGGCAAACCAGUGGGUAAUGAUCCACCUUUUUCACUGUCGCAUGAUCCUUACUUAUCACAUGUGGUGGGUGUGCGUUUCCAAUUGGAAUGAUGUGGUGGAAAAUAUGGGACUUCCAUAUUUUACUGUCUUUUUCAUUGGAUUAUGUGCACUUACAAUAGUACUUAACCCAUACUGGACAUACAAAAAGACUCAUCAGCUCCUCAGGCCAGUUGACUGGAACUUUUCAAAGACAGCAGUGAAAAAUGGAUCUUCUGGAAAAUUAAAUGGUGAAACAGGUGAAAAGAAGAGGCUAUAGUGCUGCAACAGAUAUUAUGGUAACAGUAAAAUAAGGCCAGAAGAAUAUGGGGCAGGUUUACUGCUGAGUGCAUGAAAAUAGAAUUGCUUACAAGAUGUUUAUAAACAUAUUGAUCAGUUGGUAGAUUGAUAUCCGUAUUCUAUACUCAUUUAUCAAGUGUUUAAAAUUUGUUUUAUUUAUAUAAUAUAUAUAUAUAAUAUAAAUAACAGUCAAAAUCUUUAACUCAGUCAGGAUUUAUGCCAGCAUUUUUCUGAUGUUGGACAGUGCUCUGUCAUUUAGCAGUGAAAAGUAAGCUUCCAUUGUUCAUUUUAGACUCUCCAAGUGCUUUACAAAUAGCCAAUUAAGCCACACAGCUCCUCCCUUGAGGGAGAUUAGCAUAGUCCCACUGAAUAUGCAUGGGAGAUAUUGAUAGUAACUUGUCCAAAGUUAAAUUGCUAGUCAGUGGCAAAAGUAGGACUAGAAUGCAGAACACCUGGCUCCCAGACCCAUGCUUUUACCAUUAGCUCAUAAAAUUCUAUAAUGAAUUCUCCAUCAUUUGAAGUCCUUUAAAUCAAAACUAGAUAUCUUUCUGAAAGAUAUGAGAGAAUGCUGUAGGUCAAACAGAAGAUGUGGGCUUGGUGCAGAGCUGAAAUCACUGGGUGAGGUUCCAUGGCCUGGGUUAUGCAGGAGGAUGAUCAUAUUGGUCCCCAGGCCUUAAAAAUCUAUGAAAAUGCAAAGUACCACAAGAGUCCAUAAUGAGCUGUUUGUUAGCCCAAUUUCUAGUGUACAAGGGUCCAUUGCACAAAAUCAUCCCAGCUGUCGGCACUGAUUGACAACCUGGUUGGUUGGCCAGCUGACUAGAGGGGAAAUUGAGCUAUCUUUUUCACUUGUGCAGAUGUUUCCUCCAAAUGAAGGAUGUGGUUGUUGCCUGUUCUGGAACCUCUUCUGUGACCACACAGAGAGCUUUAAUCUUCAGGAACACUCCUCUGUAUGAUAACACUCCUACAACAUACUUUUGGCAUCUUCUCUGGUUUUUUAUUUAGGAUCUUUAUUUUCUUUACAAUAAAAUGGCUCAUUGAGGAUGAUAAUACUUUGCUAGCAUCUGUCUAGCACAACCCUAAAUCUUUCCCUGAUAUAAAGAAAAUAUUUGUUGGUUUAAGGCUAACUAGCCUUGGACAACUGGCUAAAGCAAUCAUACCCAGUUACAGGCUUGAUUGGAUCAGUACUGGUUGAGGUUGUAGACAAGUGACUAAUAGACUCUUCUGUGCAGGAGUAGCACCUAAUGGCAGGAGUGAUGCAUUAGUUUUAACAUAUAAAACUGGCAAAAACAAAAAUGUGCUUGGGGCACGUCCCACAAUCUGACAAGAACUCUGCUUAAUUGUAAAUUUAUUUCCCAAAGUAACUAGCUUCUAUAAGACGCAUGGAAGUAUUUUAGGUCAAGGCUCAUUUUCCUAACCGUUUUGUAUGUGGACGUGUGGGUAACAUACACUGUUUUCCUAAUUAUAAGGGAAAAGCAUAAAUUAGCACAUUGUAUGUAGUGUAAAUGAAGCAUUUCACUGGCGCAUACCAGGUGGAAUGGGGAAAUUCUGAAUGAUCAGAAUGAUGUGGGGCCCAAGCAGAAACGUAUUAGGGAACACAUCAAAAAUCUGUUCCUGAGAUAUAGACCCUUUCACCUCUAGAUCCUAGGUUCAAAUCCAGCCCCAGUUGAUGGCAAUAGAGUGAUUAUCUGAAGGUUGUCUAAUGAACUACAUGAAAUAUAUUUUGUGGUCUCAGUCCAGUUCCCAGUGGACAGUACUCCAAACCCCCACCUUUUUGGCAGUCUUAUGAGAGAGGCCAUGAAAAUCAGUUACUCUGUUAUCCAUAGGUGUGGCCCCUCCAGAUCAGAGUAAAGUCUUGUUGUUUGGGCAGCGUGGCACACAUUGAUCCUGUCCUGCAGAUAAAGAACUGACUGCCCUAGGGAAUCCAAUCAAGCACUUUUCAGGAGCAGAAAAGUCACACACAAAAUGCUUGAGAAAAGAGCUGAGGAUGAAUCAAUUCCUCAUAAACAGAAAAGAAAAUCUGGGACCCAAAUGUGUAGAGAGGCCAUACCUCACUGCCAGAGGUUUGUGUUGGGUGCUCAGCAAGUCUGGUCACUUGGGAGCAAGAUGCUACCUGGAGAAGGCAUGGAGAUGAGAAGACACAGAGGUUGGGGAAUUUCUUGAAACCAGGAGACUGGAGAAUUUGUAGAGGCCUAAGGACAGGAGAGAAGUAGCCUCAGAAGUGGGUGAAACAGGAGAUUGGGAUAUACUUGUAAUUUUUGUAGUAGUUUGCGUGGCCUUGGUUUUAGCACUUGGAGGGGCUGGGAUUAGCCGUAGUGCUGGAGAUUCAAAAGGAUAUUGGAAGGGUGUUCUCCAGUGGGAUUAGGCAGCUGGAUAGGUAUCUUGAAGGAACCGUGUAGUUUUUUGUUUUGUUUUUUAAACAAUUGGGGAAAUAAUAGGUUUUGUAAAACUGAGUUUAUAAAACCUGUUAUGAACAGAAUAGCUUUUAUUACACGGAUAUAUAUACAAUUUUAAUAGCAUUUCUUUUUUAGGAAAAGGUCGAGAAAGGAAAUUUUAACAUAAUCCUGGAGCCAGUGUAAAAUGCUCAGGACAGGAACCUUGUAAUAUUUUAUACUUCUUAAAGCAUCCUGCACCUCAGUGGUAUUUUAUGAAUAAUUUUAUUAACCUACCAGUGUUUGCUAACACAAAAGAGCCAGAGAGUGAUGUUAUGUAUCUAAACUGAAUUUUUAUUUGGGUGGAGGAAGUGUUCUUUGGUCUUGUGAAAAAUGUAGCUAGGGCAUUAUUUUUAUUAAUGUGACUUUCACCUUGAUAGUGUACCUUGAGCACCGAGAUAUCUUGGGUGUAGUAUACUUUAUUUUGCUUUAUUUGAAGAGGGGCAGUGGAGAAGGAGGGAGGCUCAGAACUUGUUAAAGGAAGUUCUUCUGGUCUGAAUGUUGGAUCAUAUUAAAGAAGUUCUGUAUUAAAAUCACAAAUGAGUUUGAUUCCCCAUAGUUUUAAUUAGUAAUACCCUGGAAUUUAGAAGUCUCUUGGUUUUUGGAACCGUUUCUCUCCCUCUGUGUGAAACUUGCAAGCUGCUAAUUGUGUUAGUACAUUCUAAGACAAAGUCUGUUCUCAAAGCAAUUCUUUGUAACAACAACCACUCACACAGAGAGACUCAAAGCAAUACUCUGUAACAACAGAAACAGCACCCAGAGACUCCCCACCCUUUUGUUGUAUUCAUCUCACUUUGUUAACAAUUGUGAUUAAAAUAGAGAUAGAGGAUGUAUGUGGAUGGAUGCUUGGUGUGGAUAAUAACUGAAUGAUCAGGGAGGUGCCAGCCUAAGAAUCCAGUGUCCAUCGGCUGAAGAAGGCGUCAAGUGGAAAUAACCAGAGGACCCCCGGAGGGCAGACUGGAAUCCACCCAACAGCCUCAAGAAUGGGAGAACCAAAGAACAAGAUAAUAUCUGGCAGCACGGAGCCGUCAGGAAUGUGCCAUCUGCUGAUUGAUUCAGCAACAGCAUGAUGAAGCAAUUCCCAUAGACUGGCAUAGGAAGAAAUUCCUAUAAAAAUGGACUCUAGAAAGUGAGAACUUUAGGGUCUGAUUCUGCAAACCAACUUCCAGGAGCAUCAGAUGAGCAUCUGACAAGGCCCUGCUCCCUCCUCAUGUCCAGGCCAGUGGCUUGGCGUGAGCGACUCUAAGGCUGGUAACUAUGAUGAUAACCUUGCAGAACCUGUGUGUGUGUGUGUGUGUGUGUGUGUGUGAAUAAAUAUGAGAUUGAAUGGAAUGUUAUAGCGAUAACUAACUGCUUACUAUGAUUCUUUCUGUAUUCAAAAUAAAUGUGGUAUUUUGCCUUUUCCCCUUUAAUAAGAUCCUGCUGGUUUUUUAUUUUAUUGGUAUAACAUGAAUCCCUCUAAAAUUAUAAUCUCAACAAGUAACCUUACGUGUACAAAAUUACCUAUCUGUACUAGCUAUGCUGCCACUUGUAGGCAGUUUGGUCGGGUUUAUUGCUGUUACGCGGAUGCAUACAGAUAUCUCUUUCUUCUGGACCUAGACCAGUAGCAUCUAUUUUCUUUGUUUCUUUAGUUCUGAAGGAUGAGAUAUUAAUCCUGUCUAAAUGCUGCUAAGACUUUAUUGCUGUAGGCCCAGACUAAUUGUAGUUCAUUUGUAGGUUUUGCUAAUGUAAAACUUAGUGUACUCCUUUAGGAGGACCUCAUCACACUCCCAUAUGGAAAAGCUCCCAUUGACUUCAGCAAGAGUUGGAUCAAGCCCGUAGUAUGUUGCUGCCAUCACUUGCAAAAUUUUUGGAUAACCCUGAAUGCUGGCCAGUUAAUGUACACCCUUCCCCAGUUCAAUGCUCCAGACUUUAUCUUUGCCUUUGUCAUGAACAGGAUUAAUCAUUUUAGUGCUUCUUAGAGAAACAAGGUGUUUGAGGUAAUACCUUUUAUUGGACCAACAUCAGAUAUUACCUCAACCACCUUGUGUCUCUAAUAUCCUGGGACUAACACAGCUACAACAGUAGUACUUCUUGUCAGCCUUCUUGCCAGUGCUCCAUACCUUUUCAAACAGAUCCAAAACACUCCAGCCACGUAUCUUGUUCUGAUUUCCACUCUUCUGGGCUGUGUACUUUGCAUUGACUUGGUGUUGUGUUUUCUUUUCGUUUGUUAAAUCAAUGUUUUUGUUUUUAACUACAAACCUAGCAUGAUCAUGCAUUAAGCACAUAGACAUCCGUGCUGUAUAGAUUCCAGCCCAAACUCUCAAGCCCUCCUCUACAUUGCCAACUGUAUCCAAGUCCUGCAAAUUUUUCUUCUUGUAUAGUAAUUGAGGAUUUAUAUACCGUGCCCUCUCUUUCUAUAACACUCUACUCUUGCCCUCAGGGAGACUCCCACUUGACAUGGAUUUAGAAGUCCGUUUAAACUGUCUUUUAAAAUACUGAAUGUAGUUGGGUUCAUUGUACAAUAUAACAUUUUUUUAGAUGGCACUCUGUCUUUGGCUUCUUUGCAUCCUUAAAAGUAUUUUGUGGAAUUAUUAUAAUUUGUGUGACUCUUCCAUUCACUGUUUUUACUGAUGAAAUGUCUGCUUUUUGACUAUUCAACUUUGUCCACUGGUAACCUGCAGUGAUUAAAUAAGCUUGCAAUGUAUAUACUAAAUGUAUCAUUUUGUGUAUUUAUAAUGUUUUGUUACAUUUGAUAAGGAUAACAUCAUGUUCAGCAAUUGUGAAUAACUAAAGGAUAAAGGUCUUCAUAUUAACAAUGUUUAUAAAGAAACAGGUGAAAAACUGCCCAUUUAAUGAUUACAGAUCAUUAAUAUCAAUGCAGGGUCAGAAUGUUUUUCUUUUAUAAAGGGGAUUAAAAAUGCAGCACUUUGACAUUA